AUGAAUAUGCAACUUCUCUUGGGUGAACUUCUCUUGGAUGAACACCUCCUCAUAAUGAACGGAUUUGAUACUUUUGGCAAAAUAUUAGAUAAACUUCAUAGUCCAAAAAAGUUUAUACACAACUUUAGCGAACGUCUCAAUGAAUGUAAGUCUAAACUCAAUUCAAUUCUGUGUGAAGUGAGUGACGAGAAUCCGAUGCAACAGAAAACCCGUAGCCCUAACUUUUUGAUUGCAUUAUUUGUGGCCGCAGUUAUGAUAGUAAUAGCGGUUCCAGCAAUGGGUGGAUAUCACGGCCGCAGUUCUAUAAACGUAUGGCGCGGACCAUCCAAAGGCAAGGGGCAUAAGAAACACGCCUCCUUUGGCUACCAUUUCAAACAUCCGGCCCCACAGGGGGGUAAACAUCACUACGGAUAACCACGUUUACAUUGCCUGC
This is a messenger RNA of Medioppia subpectinata, 433 nucleotides long. The record is from the annotation of a GenBank genome assembly. NCBI's taxonomy places the organism in Eukaryota, Metazoa, Arthropoda, Arachnida, Sarcoptiformes, Oppiidae.